Pollicipes pollicipes is the source of this 1594-nucleotide messenger RNA. RefSeq lists its product as uncharacterized. NCBI's taxonomy places the organism in Eukaryota, Metazoa, Arthropoda, Thecostraca, Pollicipedomorpha, Pollicipedidae. The record is from RefSeq and is a predicted model, not a curated record. The coding region runs from base 120 to 1232 and encodes 370 amino acids. The transcript has 7 exons.
AGACAAGUGCUGUUAGUGUGGAGCGAAGGUCGGGCGCGAAGAUAGCAGUGCUGCACAAACCGCGAACACCACGUACGAAAGCUGGUGAACGGAAGGAAAACGUGCCGCCCAACCACGCCAUGGUGUCCAGCAGGCCUACAGUGCGCGCGGCCAUCGCGGUGGUGCUCGCCGCCUGCCUCCUGCUGGGCGUGCUCAUCGCCACCGGCGUGCUGACGUCACCAUUCCGCCGGUCACAUGUCAGGCGGGUACAGGUCUGGCUGCGCGGCUCCCAGGCGACCGAAGGAAAUGAAGCGUGCAGCUGCGUCUGGCGCAUCGGCUGCCCCAAGUUCAGCUGGCAGACCAACUUCACGUCGCCAGCGUUUCGCUGCGGCUACCAGCCCAUGCUGGAAGGCCUGGUGACCGAGUGUCUCGCCGAGCGGCGGUCGGAGCGCGGCCGCGAUCUGCGGCUGCACGUGGCCGGGCACGUGCGCGAGGCCUUCCUGGUGGACUACAUGCGCCAGCGGCUGUGGACCACCGUCGAGCGGCAGACGUGCCGUCUCACCAGGCCGGCCGUCGGGCCGAAGCCGCUGGACGGGAACGGCUCGCUCGAGUAUAGCCAAGUGCGGCCCGAGGACGGCGGCGAGUCGUGCGAGGCGGUGCACGUCAGGCCCGGACUGAGACUGGAUUACAGGUACGUGGACGUGCUGGGCCCAGACACCUUGGGCUACGUCGACCACCUGAUGACGGAGUGCGAGGCUGAGGGCUGCGAGGGCGACAUCCUCAUCUUCUCGGGCGGCGUCGGUGAGCUGCUCAACUCCACGCUGCUGGACAGCUUCACAGGAGUCAGACGGUUCCAGAGGCAAUAUAAGCGACUGCUGCCGAUGUUCAUCGACCUGGUCUCAAUUCACAAAAUGGAGGUGGUCGUGAAGAUUCACGAGCCUGUGACGGACGAACUCAUACCGGACAACUCUAUGGUGCGAAACGACCUGCUGCAAGAGUACAACGCGCUCAUCAUGGAACAGACAAUGUCGACGCCCGUGGAGGUGUGGACCUCGCACAUGAUCAUGAAGCUGCAUCACAUCGAAGAGUGCGACCUACAGGCCAACAGCACGACACCCAACGAGGACCGCUGGCGCUGCGAGGAAGAGUUGGUGGCGGGGGAUCAGUGUCACGACGAGUAUUUCGACACCAUCUUCAACAAAGUGUGCGAGACAUAUAUCAAAAUGCCUCUGAAUCCAUGCUGCAGCGCAUAAUGCCUAUUGUGAAACCGGGAGAAAUAUACCGGCAUCACUUGCAGGGAGUGACGGUCAAAGAAAGUGACCACGUGUUUCGUAAAACUUGCCAUAAGCCCUGCGGUUGCGUCGAGGAAGAACAACUUGCCGGGACUAAGGCUGGCUUGUUGACAGGUGCAAUGCAUAGUCGGAAUACUCAGUAAAUGUGGUCAAAUUUGGCUAACUAUUGGCAUUGUUCGAGAUGUUCUUAUGUGGUGUUGCGUUUUUGUGUUCGGUUUCUUAUUGUUUACUACAGGUCAUUGUCGCGUGUGUCAGGAAACCAACGCAUCUUUAGCAUCGGAGAAUCGUCGCCUUGAAGGGCGCAAUAAAGCGGCGCAUUACGA